Pyrus x bretschneideri (Chinese white pear) is the source of this 2059-nucleotide messenger RNA. Its product is annotated as F-box protein SKIP23. The transcript has a single exon. Gene Ontology annotation, molecular function: protein binding. Lineage: Eukaryota; Viridiplantae; Streptophyta; Magnoliopsida; Rosales; Rosaceae. The record is from RefSeq and is a predicted model, not a curated record. The coding region runs from base 640 to 1842 and encodes 400 amino acids.
AAUUUUCUUUUAUAAAGAAAUAGCGUAUGGAGUUAACUUUGGUGGAUAAAUUAGACGUUAAAUUCGCGUCCUAUAUAAUAUGUUAAGGGCUUAUAGGCGAGAAAAUAACAAUAUUACAUUCUAAAGUGUGAAAUGACUUAAGUUGACGAAAAAUUAGAUAAAAUAGCUUUGAAUAUAAUAGUAGGGAAGAAAUUUGUAAUUUUUAAUAAAUUUAGAUACUUAUUUUACUGAAAAAAUAAUUCAUGAGCCUAAUUUUUACUAAAAUAAUAAUUCAAAAACUAAAUCGACAUUUUACGGAAAACAAAAAAUGUAACUUCGGCUCCUGAACUUAGAGUCCGUUAACAUCGCUCGGUACUUGAAUUUGGCAACAUGAGGAACAUUGGUCCUUCACUCCAGCUUGUGAGAAUUUUCGUCAGCACGUGAGCCCGUGAACAUCAUGGGCCUUGGCUUAACGGCCCAGUUUCAUUUCCAAAUUCCAGAGCGACCUUCCCAGUGGUCCAAUGUAAACUCAAAUGUGGUGGAAUAUUUUUUAUAUGUAAAGUUGAAUUGAAUUAGAGCGACAGAAUAUUGUUCAAGUGAGAAGGAAAGCCAAACCUCUGUGGCGGGGGGCGGUGGGGUCCUUCGUGUCUACCAGCGAGAAUGGAGGUGGAUUGGACCCAACUACCACCAGAACUCGCCGAAUCAAUCUCCAAAAAGCUCACAAUCUACGCCGACUACCUCCGAUUCCGGGUGGUGUGUCACAGCUGGCGAGCCUCCGUCCCCAAAACCCCGCACCACCUCCCUCCCCAGCUCCCUUGGCUGAUGCUCCCCCAAUCCCAGCCCAACCAAUCCCACCGCGCCUUCUUCAACAUCUCUAACAGCAGAGUCCACUUCCUCCACCUUCCAGAAGCUUCUCACCGUAAGCGCCGCUGCGGCUCCUCCCACGGAUGGCUCGUCAUCCUCGACGAGACCCCUUCCGUCCUCCUCGUUAACCCCCUCACGCGCGCCAAGCGCCACCUCCCUCCGCUCUCCACCUUCCCCAACGUUGUUCGAUUUGAUUACGCCGAUGUUGGCCGAGAAUACGCCCUCGUAUCCCCGUCCGGUGACGUCUACACGCGCAGCCUGACCCAGAUGCGCGAUUCGUUUCUGAAAAAGGUGGUCCUUUCUUCGAGUCCUCUGGAAGCCAGGGGCUUCACUUUCACCGCCGUAGCGAUUGUCAAUCAAACCGGCGACUUGGCGUUUUGCAGGGACGGAGACCAGACCUGGACUUUUAUCGACGGCGCACAGUCGUAUUCCGAGGAUGUCGUAUCUGUCAACGGUUUGUUUUACGCCGUCGACAAGAAGGGCACCGUGGCGGAGUGCGAUGUUAAUGGUCCGUCUCCGCCUAGGGUCAGGUUAAUCCGAACGCCGAGACUAGAGGAUGCGGACAUGCGAUAUUUGGUUAGUUCAGGGGAUGAUUUGUUGUUGGUGAGUCGGUAUUUGCAGAUUGAUUAUGGUUUUCUGGUGUACAAUGCAAAUGUAAAUUACAGGACAGCGAAAUUUGAUGUUUUUAGGAUGAAUUGGUUGGGGGAGAGGUGGGACAAGGUUGAGAACUUGGGUGAUAGGAUGGUGUUUAUCGGUGAAAACUCAUCGUUUUCAUUGUCGGCGUCUGAUUUUCCGGGAAGCCUUGGAAACUGCGUUUAUUUCACAGACGAUUAUUCGGAAUCAAACAAUGAGAGCGGAGUCUGGGGAUAUGAUUCGGGCAUUUUCAAAUUGUGGGAUGGAACAAUUCAAGAGUUGCCCCCUUAUCCAAGGAAUUCGAAUUAUGAGGUGCAUUGGCCUGCCGGUUCUCUACCUCUUUGGGUAACUCCAAAUCCAUGCUGAUGCAGUGAAGGCAGGAUCAUCAAUUCAAUUGAAUGGUAAGUAAUCGCAAUUAUCCGGUGUUAAUUGUAAUGUUAAACGAUGGUUUGUAUAUAAUUAUUUCUAUGUUUUCUGUUUCGUGCAUUUGUUUAUACAUUCUAUGUAAUAAUUGACACUCUACUCUGCAGUAAUCCAUUAUAUAUCAAUGUUUAAUAACACAGAUACUGCCCUUUUGUAUCAA